AUGGCGCUGGCGUCGAGAACAACCCGCCAGGCUCUGAAGCUGAAUCAAACGUCGCGAUUCGCGACUAGAUAUGCGCGCCAGUAUUCGACUGCGGAGAAGGAUCUGAAGACCACCCUCAAGGAGGUCAUCCCCGAAAAACGCGAGCUUCUGAAAAAGGUCAAGGCCCAGGACGAUGUGAUCGGUGAUGUCAAAGUCUCCAAUGUCAUUGGAGGAAUGCGUGGUCUGAAGGCGUUGGUCUGGGAGGGAUCAGUGCUGGACCCGAACGAGGGCAUCCGCUUCCAUGGCAAGACGAUCAAGGACUGCCAGAAGGAACUCCCCAAGGGAACAUCCGGCACGGAGAUGCUGCCAGAGGCUAUGUUCUGGCUUCUGCUGACUGGUCAGGUUCCUUCAACCAGCCAGGUGCGCGCCUUCUCGCGUGAGCUGGCCGAGAAGUCUCAUCUUCCCCAGCACAUCCUAGAUCUGAUCAAGUCGUUUCCCAAGCACAUGCACCCAAUGACCCAGCUCUCCAUCGCUGUUGGGGCGCUUAACACAGAAUCCCAGUUCGCAAAGGCAUACGAGCAGGGCCUGAACAAGGCCGAUUACUGGGAGCCUACUUUCGAAGACAGCAUCUCUCUACUUGCCAAGAUCCCUCGUGUGGCGGCUCUGGUUUUCCGUUCGAAUGAGAUUGACCAGGUUGGAAACCAGAAGUUGGAUGCCGCUCAGGACUGGUCCUACAACUUCGCAGAACUCCUUGGCAAGGGUGGCAAAGAGAACGAGGACUUCCAUGACUUGCUGAGACUCUACCUUGCUCUGCAUGGAGACCACGAGGGUGGAAACGUUUCGGCUCACACUACUCACCUUGUCGGUAGCGCCCUCAGCGACCCGUUCCUGAGCUACAGUGCUGGAUUGCUGGGUCUCGCCGGCCCGCUACACGGUCUUGCGGCCCAGGAAGUCCUUCGCUGGAUCCUGGCCAUGCAGGAGGAGAUCGGCACCAAGUUCAGCGACGAGGACGUCCGAGACUACCUGUGGAAGACCCUGAAGUCGGGGCGUGUUGUCCCUGGCUAUGGACACGGAGUCCUGCGCAAGCCUGACCCUCGUUUCCAGGCCCUGAUGGACUUUGCUGCCACUCGACAGGACGUCCUGGCCAACCCAGUCUUCCAGCUGGUCAAGAAGAACUCUGAGAUCGCUCCUGGUGUUCUGACUGAGCACGGAAAGACUAAGAACCCUCACCCGAAUGUCGACGCUGCAUCCGGCGUGCUGUUCUACCACUACGGUUUCCAGAAGCCCCUCUACUACACUGUCACGUUCGGAGUCAGCCGUGCUCUUGGACCUCUUGCACAGCUCAUCUGGGAUCGGGCUCUGGGUCUACCCAUCGAGAGACCCAAGUCUAUCAACCUGCAGGGUCUGCUGCAGAAAUAAUACAGCCACCUCCAUCUUGACGUGACGAGAGCUUCAAAAUUGUGUGAUUUUCUUUAUUCCCCAUAUGUAGAUCUGUCCAAGGAGUGUUAGUUUCAUUCCUUCUGAACGUGCUGCUUCUCGAAACGUAUCAUUGACGAGUGAUUGUGGAACGUGUUGUACACUGGCCAGUUUGAAUUUCACUUAUCAGAAUAGACACUAGAAUCAUUUAAAACUUGAAUGCCUAUAACUAUUUAUGCCGCCC
Paecilomyces variotii is the source of this 1639-nucleotide messenger RNA. RefSeq names its product putative citrate synthase Cit1. The record is from RefSeq and is a predicted model, not a curated record. Bases 1 to 1398 code for a protein of 465 amino acids. NCBI's taxonomy places the organism in Eukaryota, Fungi, Ascomycota, Eurotiomycetes, Eurotiales, Thermoascaceae. Gene Ontology annotation, molecular function: 2-methylcitrate synthase activity. Gene Ontology annotation, biological process: tricarboxylic acid cycle; carbohydrate metabolic process. The transcript is spliced from 3 exons. Gene Ontology annotation, cellular component: mitochondrial matrix.